GCUUGUAAAUAAAUAAGGACGUGUUUGCUGCACACAAUCAUUGUGGCUAUGGGUUUGCAGCAGAAAUCCAAAAACCUCUUCGACUACGCAACUUCAACACCAAAAGAGGUCUUCUACCUCUUCACCCUUACCAUCCUCACCCUCCUCCUACCCCUCUCGUUUCUUCUCCUUGCAAGAUUCUCCGAUGCUCAAUACUUUCUUCAAAGCUUCACUUGGUACCAUUCACCAAACCCCUUUCCCUAUGUUUUAACACUUGCCAUGCAUAUCAACCCCUUCAUUCUCAACGUUCUCGUGUCCUUUGUUAGCAUAGUUUCCCUUAUCCACAGCUUGACGGGUAAAAUCACCAUUUUGAAUGAGUCAUCAUCAUCAUCAACAUCAAGUAGUGUUCUUCAUCCUCGUCUCUACACUGCAUGGAUUCUCCUUUGCACUUUCCAAGUUUGUGUGGGUUUGGGCAUUGAGGGAAGCAUUGAGGCGGGGCUUUAUGACACUGACUCGAGUUUUGGCGUUGAAAGGAGUCUUCUGAGCAGAGUGGUUUUUCUCUUGGGUUUGCACGAGACAACGCAGGUUUGGUGUAGAAUGGUGGUGAGGCCAGUGGUGGAUGACACGGUGUUCGGUGUUUUGAGAAAAGAAAGAUGGGUUGAGAGGGUGGGUAUGGCUGCUAGCUUAGGCAUGUUGUGGUGGUGGAGGUUGAGGGAAGAGGUGGAGACUUUGGUGAUUAUGGUUGAAGCAAAGAAAGAGCUAUUGAUGGAUGUGAGACUAAUUGACUUUGUUGGGUGGUGGCUCUAUUAUGUUAUUGUCACAAUUGGGAUGGUGAGGAUUGUGAAGGGUCUUGUGUGGAUGGCCAUGAUUUGUCUUAGAAGAAGAGCUUCAGAAAUUUCAAUGGUACAGCCUAGUGAGAACGAUGAUAAGGUGUAGAUUUUACCAACAUUGUGAUUCUUUUAAUUUUAUUUUUUCCCCACUCCAUAAUUUUUCCAUUCUCUUCUCUGUUUAGAGACACUACAGUAUCGCACAUUUAUACCUUCUUGAGAUGUGUAACACGUUAUUAUAAUUUACUUAUUUGAUAUACAUAACUCAAUU
Messenger RNA from Abrus precatorius (Indian licorice), 1077 nucleotides. RefSeq lists its product as uncharacterized. The transcript has a single exon. The record is from RefSeq and is a predicted model, not a curated record. The coding region runs from base 49 to 915 and encodes 288 amino acids. Lineage: Eukaryota; Viridiplantae; Streptophyta; Magnoliopsida; Fabales; Fabaceae.